CAGGCUCACUCGAUCAAAGCUUCUUAACGCGCCUUCAGUCAUCAUGGAGGAUGGUGGUGCGCCGGCGAAGCGGGCCAGGGGAAAGGCCAGGGAGAAGCAGCCGGUUAAGAAGCGGCCGAGACCGAGGCUCUUUGCUCCCUUCCGAGCCCUGGGCCUGGUGACGGACCAUGUCCCCGUGGUGGUGCAGGUGCAGCACGGAGGAAAGGAUGCAAAGUCCGCCAACAUCAACAUCGUCGCUUCCGUCGGCCACUCCUGGGUCAUGUGGGACGGCGAUCGAAUGACCCUGCUCUUUGUCGGUCAGAGCCUUCCUCACCCGAUUCAAUCGCUUGCGCUCGCGCCCGGCAGUGGAGGUGUCACCAAUGUUCUGGCGACUGCAGGCGACGGUGUCUAUCGAUUCGUCAGGGGCGCCAUCGUGCAGGAGCUCAAGGCCGAGGUGCCUCUAUCGACACUCACCACAAUUGGUGACAACGUCAUCUCGCUCUCGGCCUCUGGUCAGGACCUCUUCAUUUGGUCUCUUCUCAAGGGAAAUCUCCAGCGGCAGAUCCAGCUCAACAGGCCUAUGCCCAACGGCAGCGACGUAGACGAAGCAGGCAGGACAUUCUCGGCCACUGCGAUGCUGCACCCCUCGACGUACAUUGACAAGCUUCUCAUCGGAGGUGCUUCGGGAGAUCUUCAGCUCUGGAACACUCGCACUGCGACGUUGAUUCACCACUUCUCGGCCGCCAAGCUCCUCUCCUACCUCGGGCUGGGCCUAGACGACAGAAGCGCCAUUGUCGAUCUGGUCCAGACGCCAGCCAUCGACAUUGUGGCCGUCGCAUUCGCCUCAGGCCAUGUGCUCCUCGUUGAUAUCCGCUAUGAUGAGCCCAUUCUCUGCGCUCACAUCACCUCGACAUCGAACUCGGCCAUUCUCUCGAAGGGCGCCCUUGCUUUCCGGACGGACAACAUGGCGCAUACAAUGGCCAUCGGCACUCGUCUUGGAGACAUCGUGCUGUUUGACCUCGACGCACCUGGCUCCGUCGGUUCAGUCUUGUCUGGCAGAGCACGCCCUGCGAGGCUCGCUCACACGCUUCGGAGUGCCCACGACUCGUCCGUCGCCUCGCUCCACUUCCUUCCCGGCCAGCCGCUGCUGCUCUCGUCAGGAUCCGACAAUGCCAUCAAGCAGUGGUUCUUUGAGGUCUCGUCCAUCAAUGCUGGGUCAGGGUCGCUGGGAGGUCAGGCCGAGGUGGGCAGCACGACGGCGCCGCGGCUGCUCAAGUACCGGGCUGGCCAUAGCCAACCGCCACGGCUGAUCCGCUACAUGGGGCCUGAAGGCAAGACGAUUCUGUCAAGCGGAGGCGAAGAUCGGAGUGUGCGGGCCAUGAGUGUGGUAAGGGACAGUCGGAGCGCCGAGCUUAGUCAGGGGUCUGUCGAGCGCUCGGCCAAGAAGCUCUCGACGGACGUUGUCUCGCUCAAGGUUUCGCCGACAACUUCACUGGCUUUUAGUACGACGAGAUCACGGGACUGGGACGACAUCCUCUCGACCCAUGCCUCGUCGCCCUACGCACAGACAUGGUUCCUUCGCGAUCGUCGAAAGGGCAAGGCGCCACUGCUGGCCACCAAUGUCGAUGCUCCCACCAAUGACGGUGUCCCGGCCAAAGCAAGCAAUGCUGGGCUUGGAGAGGCGACCGCAAGUUGCGUGAGCGCAUGCGGCAACUUUGGCAUGGUGGGGAAUAGUCACGGCUUCGUCGAGGUGUACAACAUGCAGAGUGGUCGAUGGCGCCGGCGAUACGACACACGUGCCUUGAUAGACGGGCCUGUCAAGACUUUCAUCUCCAAGGCGGGCGUUCGCACAGAGCGGAGGGAGAAGCAGAGGGCCCGAGCAAGCGCUGUGGUGGCCGUUGCAAGCGACUCUGUCAAUCGGACAGUCAUUGUUGCAACGCUCGAUGGCACCUUGCACUUCUUUGACUUCGGCACAGCACAGCUCGUGCAGACGAUUCAAACGGGCAGCGGAAUUGCCGCGAUGCAGCUCGAGCAGAACACAAAUCUGAUUGCUACCGUGCACGACGACCUGCAAGUCCGCAUGUACGACAUUGAGACAUUCAAGCUCGUCCGUACCUUUACCGGCUUCCGCGCGCGGAUUCUCGACAUGACUUUUUCGCCCGAUGGACGCUGGCUAAUCGUGUCGUCGCUCGACGGUGCCAUUCGCACGUUUGAUGUGCCGUCGGGCCUCCUCGUCGAUGCGUUUAGACCGCCAUCUGUCGCGACGAGCUUGACAUUUAGCCCUACGGCCGACUUUCUAGCGACGACUCACGUCGGCAGCUUAGGUAUCUUUCUCUGGGCCAAUCGCGCGCAGUUCACGAGUGUCAAUCUCGUCGGUCUCGAAGAGGAGGCCGUCUUUGACGAGGCUCGGGGUGCAGGUGUCGAACUUCCGACGAUGCGUGGCAUGCAGGAGGACGGCGACGAACGUGAGCUGGAAACGAUUGAUGUGGGCGAAGGGGAAUUGCAGCGGGCAUAUGCCUCGCAGCCGCAGCUCUUCAGCUCAAAAGACUCCAAGGCAGCGGCGGAAACCGAGGGACUGGUGACGCUGAGCACCAUGUCGAGGUCGCGCUGGAUGACGCUGCUGAACCUCGAUGCGAUUCGGCAGCGCGACAAGCCAGUCGAAGCGCCAAAGAAGCCAGAGCGGGCGCCCUUCUUCCUGCCGCAGGCGUCGGAAGCGCCGGAGUCGGCCAUUAUCCGGCGACCCGGCCUUGGCGAUGAGCUGGCUGGGGAGGAACAGGACGUAGAAUCUGCAAGGAGGCUCCGAUCCCUUCGGGACCAGAGCGGCCUGGACUUCGAAAGUGACCUCUCAAAGCGCAUGCGGAUGGCCUUGGACGCGCAGGAGAAGGAGGCAACGAUCGAAGGCAUCUUUGUCUAUCUGCACUCGCUCUCGCCCCCAGCUCUGGACGGCGAGAUCCGUGCAUCCUUGGGCCGCGUGGUCGACAUUACGCGCUUCUUGAAGGUCCUCACGGCCAGGCUCAGACAGAAGAGAGACUACGAGGCAGUCCAGGCGAUGCUCGCCGUGCUCCUCAGAGUGCAUGGCGACGUAAUUGUGGCAAAUGGUGUCAAGCCCAGCGUGGCCACUGCCGAUCACAUGAUCAUUGAUGGGGAGCAGCAUGACGAUAACGAUGACGACGAGGUCAACGAGGAGGGACGCGAGCUGGGCCAAGCGCUGAGAGAGCUCAUCGUCGAGCAGAACAAGGAGGGCAAGAGGGUCAUGGAGCUUCUCGACUACUGCACUGGCAGCUUGGCCUUUGUCAGAAAUGUCCCGUUGUCUUAUUGAUCCCGGCAGACAGCAGCAGUCGCAACGCCCAUUGUUCUUUAUAAUUUUUGCGCAUGUGCACACAAGCAAUUCUAGAGCAUUGAUGAGCGUG
Molecule: messenger RNA, 3389 nt
Organism: Acaromyces ingoldii
Lineage: Eukaryota; Fungi; Basidiomycota; Exobasidiomycetes; Exobasidiales; Cryptobasidiaceae
Product: WD40 repeat-like protein
Exons: 1
Coding region: 44-3298 (1084 amino acids)
Biological process (GO): rRNA processing
Cellular component (GO): small-subunit processome; Pwp2p-containing subcomplex of 90S preribosome
Molecular function (GO): protein binding
Source: RefSeq, a predicted model, not a curated record